ACGGUUGUUUUAACGACAGCUAAGCUAACGUUAGCUGUCGUUAAACUUCAGAUUUUUUUAAAAUAAAAACUGAAUUGUUCUGCUAAAACAUUAUUUUAUUGUCGCCAUAUUUUAUUUUGCAAUGGCCUGUGCAACAUUACAACAAGUGAGAACUUCACAGGAUAAUCAGCUGUUGCCUAAUCAGGUUCUGUCGGAGCAGCAGUCCUUGGUUGUUAUAAAGAAGCUCCUGGCCAUCGCAGUGUCUGGCAUCACGUACCUUCGGGGCCUUUUCCCAGAGAAAGCCUACGGGAGCAAAUUUGUUGAAGAUCAGAAAGUGAUGAUCCUUAGAGAGGAGCGCAGCUGUCCGGGUGCAAGUCAGAUUGUUCAAUGGAUGCAGGGCUGCUUUGACGCCAUUCAGAAGAAGUAUCUGCGGACAGUCAUUAUGUCUAUCUACACUGACCCAGAGAACCCCCAGAAAGUGACUGAGUAUUACCAGUUUAGGAUCCAGUACACAGCAAAAGGAGCAGAGAUGGACAUUGAAAGCGUCAACAACAACAACAAGGUUUCGAUGUCAUGUGGCAACACCAAGAAGGCCAGCAUCUUGUUGGUGCGGAAGCUCUACACUCUGAUGCAGAACCUGGGUCCUCUGCCUGACAAUGUGUGCCUCAACAUGAAGCUGGCUUACUAUGAAAAUGUCACUCCUCAGGACUACCAGCCGCCAGGCUUCAAGGAGGCUGACGGCGACACCGUGGAGUUUGAGAAGGAGCCGGUCAAACUCACCAUGGGCGAGGUGGUCACUCCCUUCCACACUCUGAAGUUGGACAUGGCCACAGAGAGACAGAGACUGGAGCAGGUGGAGGAGAGAGUUCAUGUGACGGAGAAGUGGACUCUGAAGAUGGAGGAGGAUGGUAUCCUGUCGCAGAGUCAUGUGAUUGAAGACGUGGAGAAGUCUGACAACGAGAACACAGACUUGGACAACACUGAGAUUCAGAUGAGCUGUCAUGAGAAGAUCGAGAGUUGUGAGGAAGCCACAGAGAUGGACGCUCUUGUGAAGAGGACCUCCGACAUUGAGGUGGGACUGAAGAGGACCAGGAGUGGACGGGUCACCAAGGCGACUACGGAGACAAACCUGACAGUGAACAACAAGAAGUCGACUGAUGUGAAGGACAAAGCGGUUUCUCAGUAUGACAUCCCCAACAGCCAGGAAACGCCAUCCACCUCCGCGCCUAAGAAGAAACGCAAAUUCAGCGAGCCCAAAGAACGCUUCUGACCUCACAUCCCACUGCUAACACAGCAGCACUGCUGUAUUGGUUUCCACUCAUGUUUUUUUAUGACUCAAUUUUGAUUGCAACAAGUUACAUAUCUGUUUUUUAAGAGGAAUUUCACUCCUUUUAGCAUUAAUUUGGGGGUUGUGAUAUUAUUGUUUGUUUGCUCUACAGUUUGUUUGAAUGCACAAUGUGGACAAUUUACAUAUUUGAAGUUAGAAUACAAUUUUAUUCAUCAACACAGUAUUUAAGUUGACUUCCAAUAAUUGUUUGUUUUACUGUUUUCAUUCUAAGUUACUUGUCUACAAAGCAGGAUUUCAUACUUGAAUAAAAUACAAAAAUGUAUCCAGUG
Morone saxatilis (striped sea-bass) is the source of this 1596-nucleotide messenger RNA. It is a transcript of the gene hormad1, whose product is annotated as HORMA domain containing 1. The coding region runs from base 122 to 1249 and encodes 375 amino acids. The record is from RefSeq and is a predicted model, not a curated record. NCBI's taxonomy places the organism in Eukaryota, Metazoa, Chordata, Actinopteri, Moronidae. The transcript is spliced from 16 exons.